Arxiozyma heterogenica is the source of this 1563-nucleotide messenger RNA. RefSeq names its product putative 1,3-beta-glucanosyltransferase (gene GAS3). The transcript has a single exon. The coding region runs from base 1 to 1563 and encodes 520 amino acids. Gene Ontology annotation, biological process: fungal-type cell wall (1->3)-beta-D-glucan biosynthetic process; fungal-type cell wall organization. Gene Ontology annotation, cellular component: plasma membrane. NCBI's taxonomy places the organism in Eukaryota, Fungi, Ascomycota, Saccharomycetes, Saccharomycetales, Saccharomycetaceae. The record is from RefSeq and is a predicted model, not a curated record.
AUGUUUGGGAAAAAAGUUUUGUUAAGUUUAUUAUCAAUUUCACCUAUCUUUGUGGAGGCCAUGUUGCCUAUCCAUGUCAAAAGUUUUAGAUUCAUCCAGCCUGCUUCUCCUGAUAAUAAUCCAGAAAAGAAUGAAGUUUUUUUUGUAAAGGGUAUAGAUUAUCAACCAGGUGGUUCCUCAGGUUAUGAUUCUUCUAGUGAUCAAGAUGUUUUAUCUGAUCCAGAUAUUUGUGCUAGAGAUGUAUUUGCAUUUCAACAACUAGGUAUUAAUACCAUUAGAAUUUACUCAGUCAACCCUGAUUUGAAUCAUGAUAAAUGUAUGACAAUCUUAAAUGACGCCGGCAUCUAUGUUAUCUUGGGUGUAAAUUCUGGUAACUAUGGUGAGAAUCUAAACCGUGCUGAUCCAAAGGGUUCUUAUAAUGCUGAAUAUUUGACAAGAGUAUUUAAGAUGAUUGAAGCCUUUAAGGAUUAUCCAAACUUAAUAGGGUUUUUCUCAGGUAAUGAGGUUAUUAAUAAUGAAAGUAACUAUGCUGAGACUGUACCACCAUAUAUUCGUGCUGUUCAAAGAGAUAUGAAACAAUAUAUUGCUAAACAUUCUAAUAGAUCUAUCCCAGUAGGUUACUCUGCUGCAGACAAUACUGAUUUAAGAUUGGCUACAUUCAAAUAUUUACAGUGCAAUUCCUUUGAUGGUAAGACAAUAAACAAAGCAUUAGAUGAAUCCAGAUCGGAUUUCUAUGGUUUAAAUUCAUACCAAUGGUGUUCUGGUACUUCUAAUUGGCAAUCAUCUGGCUUUAAUGUACUAAACUCUACUUUCAGUGAUGCAGUCAUCCCUGUAAUUUUCUCUGAAUAUGGUUGUAACAAGAAUAUUCCACGUACAUUUGAUGAAGUUACUGAUGCUAUUUAUACUAACAAAGGUUUAGAAAAGGUUUUUUCAGGUGGGUUAGUAUAUGAAUAUGCUGAGGAAGCUAACAAUUAUGGACUGGUUAAGAUUGAUGACGAUAAUGGGUCUAUAACAUAUAAGCAAGAUUUUGUUAAUUUAAAAGACCGUUUAGCAAAAGUCAAUACAUCCAUUAUCUAUGAAGAUACUCUUGCAAACAAUACAAUUUACAAAUGUGACUCCAGUGAAAUUUUAAAAAUCUAUCCUAACUUCGGUGUAUCAAAUUUCACUAUCCCAGUUCAAUCUAAAGAAAUUGCUGAUUUAAUUAACAAUGGUGUUAAAAAUGCUACUGUAGGAAAGAUCUUAUCCAGUUCAAACUAUACAGUUCCAACCACUUUGAAAUAUACCGUUAAAAAUCAAGAUGGGGACACGAUUAAUGCUGCUAUUGUCUACAAAUCUGCCAAUACCAUAAACGAAUUAAAUGCAGAUAUUACAACUACAUUGACUUUUAGUUCUUCACAAAGCAAAACAUCAACAUCUGUAUCUUCUACAUCUUCUAGCUCUAUAAAGACUUCCUCGACUAAGUCUUCCUCUUCUAAGAGCAAAGGUGAAGCUGUUUCUAUGAAUCUACCUACAUCAUUUAUUCAAUCAGGUAUUUUUACCAUGAUUCUUUCAUUAUUGUUGUGA